UAUCUCUAAAAAAAAUUUAAAUUGUUUACAAUAUAAAAGUAGAGUUCAUAAGAAUCUAAUUUACGCUGGAUAAAAAACAAUGCACUACUUUACCAUAAGAUUGUAAUAAAAUACACCACUUUUUUACACACUCUUAUUUUCCAAAUGUACACUCACUCCUAUAGUAUAGGCGCAUUUUAGCCUAACUUCCAAAUCCCAUUAGAGAGAAAGAGAGUAUUAUUUAAUAUUUCCUUUUAUCUGUCUCUCUCUCUCUCUCUAUCUUCCAUUUUCAUCGGUUACAUUAUUAUAGCCUUUUAGCUUAAAAAGAAAAGAGCUUUCAUUUCAUUUUUCAUUGUCAUUAAUUUUCUUUUAAAAACAUUUUAUUUUGAAUAAAAUUAGUAUAGUUGGACUUGUUGUCAUUGAUUUUGUUUCACUUGAACCUUUUUCUAGUCUUUCUUUACACCCAAUUCCUCUGUUUCUUCUCUGUCUUUCUUCCCACCCCAUCUCCUUUAUUCUUCCUCAUAUUUAACUUCCAUUUUUGUAUUCUUUCUUUCCCAAAGAAAAGAAGAAAUUUUUAUUCAAAGAAAAAAAAAAGUGGAACUGGGUUUGUUGCUUAAGGGAAGAAAGAAUCAUUUUUCAGGUUCAGAUCUAGCUGAGCUUGAGUUUGUUUAUGAUAAUGGAGACAUACCCAAAUGCCUAUUUUGGUUUUCUUGGCUCCUCUUUCUCUCUCUUAUUGACUUGAAAAAAAAGAAAAAACCCAUUUCUUGUUUUCUCUUCUUUUGAGCUUUUUUGUUAAGCCUUUCUUUCUUCUUCUUCUUCUAUUUUUUCUUGGGUUUUGUCAACUUGGGUUCUCUUCAGUUUAGAGAGAGAAAGAGAGAUCUGUGAAAGAAAGAGAAAAAUGUUGGCUUUAGGGAGUCCUACCAUGGGUGUCCGUACAAAUACUACUUGCAAUGUUUUACUCAGAGAGCUUCAGCAAAUAUGGAACGACAUUGGCGAGACUGAAGCAGACCAAGAUCGAAUGCUACUCGAGCUAGAGAGAGAAUGCUUAGAUGUUUACCGGCGGAAGGUUGAUGAAGCUGCCAAUUGCAAGGCACGACUUCAUCAAUCGGUUGCUGCCAAGGAAGCUGAGCUUGCAACUCUCGUGGCUUCUCUUGGAGAACUCAAUAUUCAAUCCCCGAUUCAGGCAGAGAAGAGGUCGAAAUCAUUAAAAGAAAAACUUUCAUCUGUGGCGCCACUGGUGGAAGAUCUAAAAAUGAAAAAGGAGGAAAGGAUGAAGCAAUUUUCAGAUAUAAAGACACAAAUUGAGAAGAUCAGUGGAGAGAUUUCUGGAUACAGUCAUAUCGACAAUACAGCAAUCGGUUCAUUAUCCUUGGAUGAACAAGAUUUAUCUCUAAGAAAGCUAACCGAAUUUCAAACUCAUCUUCGUAGUCUUCAAAAGGAAAAGUCUGAUCGUCUUCACAAGGUUUUGGAGCAUGUCAAUGAGGUCCAUUCUCUCUGUGCGGUGCUUAAUUUGGAUUUUGGGCAAACUGUAAGUGAGGUGCAUCCGAGCUUGCAUGGGACGAGCAUAGAACAGUCGACAAACAUCAGCAAUAGCACAUUGGAAGGGUUGGAACUGACCAUUCUCAAAUUGAAAACAGAAAGAAAAGUGAGAAUACAGAAGCUGAAAGAUAUUGUGGCGUCGUUGUCUGAACUUUGGAACUUGAUGGAUUCAUCAAGAGAAGAAAAGAAUAACUUUUCGAGGAUUGCUUUUAUCCUUGGAAAAUCAGAAACAGAAAUUACAGAACAAGGUUUUCUUUCAAUGGAGAUCAUUGAUCAGGCAUCACAAGAAGUUGAGAGGCUCACUAAAUUAAAAGCAAGCAGAAUGAAGGAACUUGUUAUUAAAAAGAGAUCGGAAUUGGAAGAAAUAUGCCGAAUGACUCAUAUUGAGCCUGAUACUAGCACAGCUAUCGAAAAAUCAACUGCAAUGAUAGAUUCAGGUCUGGUAGAUCCAUCCGAACUUCUCGCAAACAUUGAAGCGCAGAUACUUAAAGCUAAAGAAGAGGCUAUAAGCCGAAAGGAAAUAAUGGAUAGGAUUGACCGGUGGCUCGCUGCAUGUGAAGAAGAAAAUUGGCUUGAAGAAUAUAGCCUAGACCACAACCGGUACAGUGCUGGACGAGGUGCUCACAUAAACCUUAAACGUGCAGAACGAGCACGAGUUACAGUAACCAAAAUACCAGCCAUGGUGGAUAACUUGAUAAACAGAACUUUGUCAUGGGAAGAUGAAAGGAAAAAAUUAUUUCUUUAUGACGGGGCAAGGUUGGUAUCAAUACUGGAGGAUUACAAACUCAGCAGACAACAGAAAGAAGAAGAGAAGAAGAGAUACAGGGACCAAAAGAAGCUCCAAGAUCUGCUCCUUACAGAAAAGGAAUCAAUAUAUGGAUCUAAACCAAGUCCUAGGAAAACUAACAGCUUUCGGAAGCCAAAUGGGUACCGUGCAAAUGGUAAUGGCUCAAUGACAACUACACCUCGUCGAAGCUCAGUUGGCAGUGCAACUCCUGAACUCAUGACACCCCGGUCCUAUUCUGGUCGCCAAAAUGGUUACUUCAAGGAAAUGAGAAGAUUGUCUACAGCGCCAUUGAACUAUGUGGCCAUAACUAAAGAGGACACAAUGUCUUUUGCAUCUGUAUGUGGGUCUGAGCUAGGAUCUCCUCCGCAUGGUUGAACUUUAAAUUUAAAAUCGGAACAGGCAGCUGUUUACACGCUAGAGGAUAGUACACACAAUUAAAGCAGCAGAAACUUUGUGAAUAUGGAUGGAACUGUACACUAUGAUUGUAAUUUGUUAGGAUUACACGGGGGAGACGAAGACGAGGAUGGUAGCUAACAAUUCGAGCACAUAAAAAUUUCGAUCUUGGCUGGUUGGAAGAAAUUUACUCUGGAAAAAGAUGGUGUCAUUGGUAGUAGUAGAUUUACAUUUUGAAAGAUGUUUUAUAGUAGUGCUGACCAUGUACAACCCAAUAACACUUGAUGGAUUUUGCUUUUGUUUGUUGUUUUUCAUGAAUUCUUGUGUAUAUAUAUAUGUAUACCUGAGUGAAUAUUAUCAUUUUAUGUGGGCAACUUUGGUGGUCUUUAGAGAGAAAGAGAUGCUUAACUUUUGUUUGUUGUUUC
Messenger RNA from Cannabis sativa, 3123 nucleotides. RefSeq names its product 65-kDa microtubule-associated protein 6. The record is from RefSeq and is a predicted model, not a curated record. NCBI's taxonomy places the organism in Eukaryota, Viridiplantae, Streptophyta, Magnoliopsida, Rosales, Cannabaceae. Gene Ontology annotation, cellular component: cytoplasm; spindle. Gene Ontology annotation, biological process: microtubule cytoskeleton organization. Gene Ontology annotation, molecular function: microtubule binding. The transcript is spliced from 12 exons. The coding region runs from base 878 to 2680 and encodes 600 amino acids.